ACGUUUAUUUGAUUAUCAAAUUGGCAUGCAACAACAAGGAGGGAUGAUGAGGAACUCGCCGUCAUAUAGCUCUGGAGGACAUUCUCGUAAUUUCGAUACCAUUUGGUCUCCACUCGUCAAAACCGGCACCGUUGCUUCUAACCGAUCCUACGCUUUCUUCUCCCUCUUCCUCUUCCUCCUCCUCGGCGCGUUCCUCUCCACGCGCCUCCUCCUCGACCCUUCCGUUUUGAUAGAGAAAGAAACGGUGGCCGUGACUGAUAGAGGAACGACCGAAUCCCCAAAAUACCCUCAGUCGACUAAGCUAAUUACGGAAAAACCAAAAGAGUUCACGCUAAACUGCGCCGGUAUCUCCGGUAACGACACUGUGACUUGCCCAAAGAACAAUUAUCCGACGAGUUUCCGAUCCAACGCCGGAGAAAGCGAACCAGACCAUUCGCCAUCCGCCACGUGUCCCGACUAUUUCCGAUGGAUCCACGAGGAUCUACGGCCGUGGGAGAAGACAGGGAUCACGAGGGAAGCCUUGGAGCGAGCCAAUGCGACGGCGAAUUUCCGGCUGGCGAUUAUCAACGGGAGAAUCUACGUCGAGAAGUUUCGUGAGGCUUUUCAGACGAGAGAUGUGUUCACGAUUUGGGGAUUCGUGCAGCUCCUACGGAGAUAUCCGGGAAAGAUUCCGGAUCUCGAGCUUAUGUUUGACUGCGUUGAUUGGCCGGUAGUGAAGGCGGCGGAAUUCGCCGGAGUUGAUCAACCUCCGCCGCCGCCAUUGUUCCGUUAUUGUGCGAACGACGAGACACUCGACAUUGUAUUUCCUGAUUGGUCUUAUUGGGGAUGGGCUGAAGUGAAUAUAAAGCCAUGGGAGAGUCUAUUGAAAGAACUAAGAGAAGGGAACCAGAGGACUAAAUGGAUAGACAGAGAACCUUAUGCUUACUGGAAAGGGAAUCCAACGGUUGCUGAGACGAGACUUGAUCUCAUGAAAUGUAAUGUCUCCGAGGAGUAUGACUGGAAAGCUCGUUUGUACAAGCAGGAUUGGGUCAAGGAAUCAAAGGAAGGUUACAAGCAGUCAGACUUGGCGAGCCAAUGCCAUCACAGGUACAAGAUUUACAUAGAAGGGUCUGCAUGGUCGGUGAGUGAGAAGUACAUUCUGGCAUGUGACUCGGUGACAUUGAUGGUCAAACCUCAUUACUACGAUUUCUUCACACGAGGUAUGUUUCCAGGACACCAUUAUUGGCCCGUCAAGGAAGACGACAAAUGUCGCUCCAUCAAAUUCGCCGUUGAUUGGGGCAACUUGCAUAUGCGAAAGGCACAAGACAUAGGGAAGAAGGCAAGUGAGUUUGUGCAACAAGAACUUAAAAUGGACUAUGUGUACGAUUACAUGUUCCAUCUCUUAAUCCAAUACUCUAAACUCCUCCGGUUUAAACCCGAGAUCCCUCAGAACUCUACCGAGCUCUGCUCAGAGGCAAUGGCGUGCCCGAGGGAUGGAAAUGAGCGGAAGUUUAUGAUGGAAUCACUCGUGAAACACCCAGCUGAGACAGGUCCAUGCGCCAUGCCGCCUCCGUAUGAUCCAGCAUCGUUUUAUUCGGUUCUGAAAAGGAGGCAGAGUACGACUAGUAGAAUCGAACAGUGGGAGAGUAAGUACUGGAGGAAGCAGAACAAGACCGGUUCGUAAAAUUUGAUUGGCGUAUAAAGUUUUGUUGUGUAG
Arabidopsis arenosa is the source of this 1696-nucleotide messenger RNA. NCBI's taxonomy places the organism in Eukaryota, Viridiplantae, Streptophyta, Magnoliopsida, Brassicales, Brassicaceae. The record is from the annotation of a GenBank genome assembly.